CCGAAUUUUCAAAUACAAAAGAGAGAAAGAACGCCGCCGUCUCUCGCCCCAACUCCGCCGUCCAAUCCAAAACCACCGAUCGAUCUCCGGUCAUCCGAUGCUAAUCCGAAGGAUUUGCUCCGCCGUAACGAAACCCUGCGCGAAUCCUCUUUCCCCUCUCUCAAUUCCCCGAAACCCUCUCCCAAUUCCACAUUCUCGACAUUUCAAUUCCAAAACACUGAAAUUAGGGUUUCGAAAAUCCCCAUCCGCUAAUCCACGCACCGUCGCUUCGCAAUUCUCCACGAAAUCGGCAAUGAACGGCUCUCAGCGCCCACCAAUUCCCCAUCCCGAUUACGUGGGCCGGGCCGAGGUGUUUCGGGCCCUGGAGGCCGCUCUCGGCUCCACUUUCAGCUCGCAACCCAUAGCCCCAAACCCCAACCCUCUGAUAAUCGUCAUCAGCGGUCCGAGCGGCGUUGGAAAAGACGCAGUGAUCAAAAGAUUGAGGGAGGUUAGGGACGAUCUGCAUUUCGUGGUAACCGCGACGAGCCGCGAAAAGAGGUCCGGCGAGAUCGACGGCGAGGAUUACUUCUUCGUGAGCAAAGAUGAGUUCGUAGCAAUGGUGGAGAAAGACGAGCUGUUGGAGUACGCAAUGGUGUACGGAGAUUACAAGGGAAUUCCUAAACAGCAGAUUCGUGAUUAUAUGUCGAAAGGCUUCGAUAUCGUGCUUAGAGUCGAUAUUCAGGGGGCGGCGACGCUGCGGCGGAUACUGAAGAACAAUGCAGUGUUUGUGUUUCUGGUGGCGGAGAGUGAGGAGGCUUUGGUUCGGAGAUUGAUCGAUCGGAGGACGGAGUCGGGCGAGGCUUUGAUGAUGAGAGUGGCAUCGGCGAGGGAGGAAUUGAAGCAUUUGAGGAAGUUUGAUUACGUCGUGGUUAAUCGGGAUGGCGAGCUGGAGGGUGCCGUGAGUGUUUUAGAGUCGAUUAUUGAUGCGGAGAAGGCGAAGGUGGAGCAAAGGAAUGCAGUCGUGUAGGCGGCAUUUUGGAUGGAAAGUUCGAGUUAUUGUUGUAUAGUUGAUGAAGGUGAUUGAGUUUGGAGGUUAUAUUUGAGACGGAUGGUGUUGGUUUGUGGUAGUUUAUUGGUGUUUUUGUCGAGAGAAUUGAUAGAAUUCUUGUUGAGCGUGUUUUUGGUGAAAUGGAAUUUUGGGUUCCACUCGAUGAGUUUUUUCGAUUUUAAUCUUGUUUGUUGGUUAAAGUUCAAUUUUUGCUUCGUAUGGUAUUGGUUUGUGAUAUUUUCUCGAUAUUUUUUUCGAGAGAAUUGAUAGAA
Messenger RNA from Andrographis paniculata, 1299 nucleotides. Its product is annotated as guanylate kinase 2, chloroplastic/mitochondrial. Bases 98 to 1006 code for a protein of 302 amino acids. Gene Ontology annotation, cellular component: cytosol. Gene Ontology annotation, biological process: purine nucleotide metabolic process. The transcript has a single exon. Gene Ontology annotation, molecular function: GMP kinase activity. The record is from RefSeq and is a predicted model, not a curated record. NCBI's taxonomy places the organism in Eukaryota, Viridiplantae, Streptophyta, Magnoliopsida, Lamiales, Acanthaceae.